GUUGCUGUCUGAGCAGAGGCAGCGGGAAGAGGAGGCCAGUCGCCCUAACAUUCCUCAGGAAAGCUACUUCAAUGAGAUGAGAAGGCUUCUUGAACCAAGGAUAUACAGCCAAGAUCAGGCGCCGAGAAGCUGUUUUCCUUCUUUUCUCCCCCAACUCCUCCUGGAGUUGAACAGCUCUCAUUUCUGGCAUGCGUCUCAUCUCUCAGGAUACGAUGUCACAGUAUUCUACUAACUUUCUCUUGCUCCCCAUACCAGAGUAUCCGGCAUUAGACUGCGUGCCCAACAAAAUCAUCAAGCUCGUGGUCCUGGGUGGCAGUAGUGUUGGCAAGACAGCCCUGGUUGUGCGCUUUCUCACAAAGAGAUUUAUUGGAGACUAUGAAGCCAAUACUGGUGCUUUGUAUUCAAGAAAGUUCACCAUAGAUGGGGAGCAGAUCUCUCUGCAGGUGCAGGAUACACCUUUUGUUUCACUGGAGGAUGACACUGACAGCAUUUGCUGCCAAGAGCAGAUAAACCGUUCGAUCUACUGGGCAGAUGGCUUCGUUUUUGUUUACUCCAUCACAGACUACGAGAGCUACCGAGUCAUUCGUCCCCUGCACCAGCACAUCCGCAAGAUCCACCCGAAUGCCAACAUCCCCCUGCUUCUGAUGGCAAACAAAGGAGACCUCCUGCGAGCCAGGCAGGUGUCCUCCAAAGAAGGACUCCAGCUGGCCAGUGAACUGGGAGGGACUUACUAUGAGGUGUCAGCCCGAGAAAACUGUGAGGGGGUGCACGAAGCCUUCCAGCAGCUUUGCCAGGAGGUCAGCAGGAUGAUCGGGAGCUGCAAUGGGGAGAAACGAAGAGGCCUCCACCUUGUGCGACCCAAGUCUCCAAAUAUGCAGGACUUAAAGAGACGCUUGAAACAGGCGCUGACUUCCAAAGGGAAAUCUGCCACUACACUUUGAUGGAGCCGACGGAAAUUGUUUUCUACAGCUCUGAAAAGAAAAAAAAAGGGAAGAAAAUAAGCUGGUAAUAAGGGGCAUCACUGAAAUUCAGCUAUCAGGUUGUG
Messenger RNA from Mesitornis unicolor (brown roatelo), 1045 nucleotides. RefSeq names its product ras-like protein family member 11A-like. Bases 189 to 941 code for a protein of 250 amino acids. NCBI's taxonomy places the organism in Eukaryota, Metazoa, Chordata, Aves, Mesitornithiformes, Mesitornithidae. The record is from RefSeq and is a predicted model, not a curated record. The transcript is spliced from 4 exons. Gene Ontology annotation, molecular function: GTPase activity; GTP binding.